Pistacia vera is the source of this 2025-nucleotide messenger RNA. RefSeq lists its product as uncharacterized. The transcript is spliced from 4 exons. The record is from RefSeq and is a predicted model, not a curated record. Gene Ontology annotation, biological process: protection from non-homologous end joining at telomere; double-strand break repair via nonhomologous end joining; interstrand cross-link repair. The coding region runs from base 35 to 1894 and encodes 619 amino acids. Gene Ontology annotation, molecular function: 5'-3' DNA exonuclease activity; damaged DNA binding. NCBI's taxonomy places the organism in Eukaryota, Viridiplantae, Streptophyta, Magnoliopsida, Sapindales, Anacardiaceae.
UCUCGCUCUUUCCCACCACUCAAUCACUUCAGAGAUGCCAAUAGAAAUGCCCAAAGGUCUCCCUUUCUCAGUCGACACGUUCUCCGCGACUUCCAAGCGAAAGAGACACCAUUUCUUAACUCAUGCCCAUAAAGAUCACACCUCUGGCAUCUCCGCCCAUUGUCAAUUCCCAAUUUACUCCACCCGCCUUACCAAAUCACUCCUCCUUCAGCACUACCCAAAGCUUGAUGAGGGUUUGUUUUUGGGAAUUGAAGUGGGGAAAAAGUUGGUUAUUGAUGACCCAGAUGGGGAAUUUACAGUUUCAGCUUUCGAUGCCAAUCAUUGCCCCGGAGCAGUCAUGUUCUUGUUUGAAGGCAAAUUUGGCACCAUUCUGCACACUGGAGACUGCAGGCUAACACCUGAGUGCCUACAAAGUUUGCCAGAGAAAUAUAUUGGAAAGAAAGGAAAGGCGCCAAGCUGUCCACUUGAUUAUGUUUUCCUAGAUUGCACAUUUGGGAAGUUCUCUCAGAAACUUCCCAGCAAGCAUUCAGCAAUUCGUCAGGUAAUCAGUUGUAUAUGGAAACACCCAGAUGCAUCAGUGGUGUAUCUGACUUGUGGCCUCCUCGGACAGGAAGAGAUUCUGGUAGCUGUAUCAGAAACUUUUGGGUCCAAAAUAUUUGUUGAUAAAGCCGCCAAUCCAGAAUGCUUCCAGUCUUUGAUGCUCACAGUUCCUGAAAUCCUCUCUGACGAUCCAUCUUCUCGUUUUCAGAUGUUUGAUGGAUUUCCUAAACUGUAUGAAAGAGCAAGUGCAAAGCUUGCUGAGGCCCAAGCUAAUUUCCAGCCUGAGCCCCUCAUUAUCCGCCCUUCAGCACAGUGGUAUGCAUGUGAGGAAGAAUAUUCUGAGACUCCUAGUCGGAGAAAAUUUAGAUACAAUGAAGCAGUGAGGGACCAGUUUGGUGUAUGGCAUGUUUGUUACUCGAUGCAUUCAUCCAGGGAGGAAUUAGAGUGGGCUCUGCAACUUCUUGCUCCAAAACGGGUCAUAUCAACAACCCCCAGUUGCCGGGCUAUGGAGUUAGAUUAUGUUAGGAAGUACUGUUUUGGUGUUCGGAUAGCUUCUGAUGACCCUCUUUGGAAGCUUCUAGACAUUAGUGUGGAAGAUUCUAUAAAAUUAGAUGUAUCAGUCGAAGGUACUGGUCGUGCUUCCGUGGUUCAAGCAUCCACCCAAAAGACGGCAGAAUCUGAAUUGCAACCACUUAAUAGCUCUUCUAGUCUGAAAGAGCUAUUGAGGUUGUCUCCUUCAGGCAAAAGGCCACCCGUGACAUUAUUUGGUAGAGCAAGAUAUAGUCUUGAGUAUUCCAAUUUUUCAUGUGAACACAAAAUAGAAUCCAUGAAAGAUGGUCCUCUGCAAAUAACUGUCACUAAAGCAGAAGAAUUUGCAACUCAAGCGGGGAAUGCUGCAGUAAAUUGUGAGAAUAAUUUUGAUGACAAGAAAGAAAGGGCUUUAGCUGCAGGACAGUGUGAGUCAGAAAAAGGAGUGCACAGCAUCUCUUUUCAUUCCCAUAUUGGUUCAUGUGAAGAAAAGAAAAAAGAAUCCAGGAAAGAUGACCAUCCGCAAAUAACUGUCAAUAAAACAGAGCAACAAUUCUCAUCCCGGGAGGCGUAUGCUAAAGUAAAUUGUGAUAAUAAAUUUGGAAACAAUGUAGAGAUAGAUGUCACUGCAAUGCAAUGUGGGAAGCCGGUGGAGAAAGAAUUUUAUAAGAGUUCUUUUUGUUCUUCUGAUGGUUCUUCAAAGAGCUUUAACAAUAGCUUCAGAAAAUUGUACAGGUCAAUGAAUGUGCCUGUACCUCGGCCUCUUCCCUCCUUAGUAGACCUUCUGAAUUCCAAUAAACGUGCCAAGAGGAGGUUUGAGUUCUAGUCUUAAUCUUUCUGCAUUUGUUACAGAUAUACCAUAUUUGAAUAAUUCAAUCCAAGAUUUGACAAACUUCAGUUGAUUCAUUUCUCUCUUACCAUCCUCUCAUUCUUUGGCUACCCCGACGGAGUUCAACA